Molecule: messenger RNA, 2456 nt
Organism: Colossoma macropomum (tambaqui)
Lineage: Eukaryota; Metazoa; Chordata; Actinopteri; Characiformes; Serrasalmidae
Product: DNA topoisomerase I, mitochondrial
Exons: 20
Coding region: 88-2331 (747 amino acids)
Biological process (GO): DNA replication; DNA topological change; chromosome segregation
Cellular component (GO): nucleolus; chromosome
Molecular function (GO): DNA binding; DNA topoisomerase type I (single strand cut, ATP-independent) activity
Source: RefSeq, a predicted model, not a curated record
UUCCCGGAUGUCCGUCGUCGAGCUUGUAGAUUUUAGCUGGAUGUGCUUAUAAGUGAUAAGUGUGUAUAAGCCUGGCAUCAGCACUGAAUGAUGGCUGAAAAAGACAAAGGUGGGAAGGCCAAGAUGAAGAAAAACAAAGAGACAGGACUAAGUGAUGACCAUUCCAAUGGAGACGUACUCCGUGGGAAAUCCAAUAAGGCGAAGGCCAAAACCACAGAGAAGUCUCAGAGGGGACAGAAGAAAACAAAGCUUCAGAAGAUGAAGAGCCCUAAAAAGGAGAAUACAGACUUUGAAAUAGCUGAUGACACAAGGUUUCAGCUAAAUGUGAAAGAAGAGGCAGAUGAUGGCGACUUUGUGACAGAAAAGAAGGGGAAGAAAAGGAAAAGGAAAAGAGAUUCUGUAACUGGUCCUUCUAGCUCUUCAGCACUUUCUGUGCCUGUGAAGAAGAAAAAGGUGGAAGAAGAGGGCGAGGGAAGUUCUGGUGUGGAGAAGAAAAAGAGAAAGAGAGAAAGCAAAGAGCAGAAAGUAAAGAAGGAGGAGGGAGAACAGCCUGUCACAAAAAAGAAGAGGACGAAGGAAGAGAUUGCAGCAGCCAGAGCCCUCAAGAUCAAGAAGAAGGAGGAAGAGGAGCAACAGCGAUGGCGCUGGUGGGAAGAGGAGAAGUAUGAAGAUGGCGUCAAGUGGAAGUUUCUAGAACACAAAGGGCCAUAUUUCCCACCUGAGUAUCAGCCUCUCCCUGACAAUGUCAAGUUCUUCUAUGAUGGUAAGGCUGUGAAGCUGAGUCCGACUGCUGAAGAGGUGGCACUGUUCUUUGCUCAGAUGCUGGACCAUGAAUACACCACUAAAGAAGUGUUUCGCAACAAUUUCUUCAAAGACUGGAGAAAGGAGAUGACUCUGGAGGAGCGAAUGCUGAUCACUGACCUAAAUAAGUGUGACUUUGGAGAGCUCCAUGCUAUGCACAGGCAGAAAGUGGAGGCCAGGAAAAACCUGAGCAAAGAAGAGAAGCAGAUUAAUAAAGAGGCCAAUCAGAAGAUUUUGGAGGAGUAUGGCUACUGCAUGUUGGACCACCAUCGGGAGCGCAUUGGUAACUUUAAGAUUGAGCCUCCAGGGCUGUUCAGAGGCAGAGGAGAUCAUCCUAAACAGGGCAUGCUGAAGAAGCGGAUCCAGCCGGAGGACGUCAUCAUCAACUGCAGCCGGAAUUCCCGUAUCCCGGAGCCCCCCGCUGGUCACAAAUGGAAGGAAGUUCGACAUGACAACACGGUAACGUGGUUGGCUAGCUGGACUGAGAAUGUGCAGGGCUCCUGCAAAUAUGUCAUGCUCAACGCAAACUCCAAGCUCAAGGGGGAAAAAGACUGGGAAAAGUAUGAAGUGGCUCGCAAGCUCAAGUCAUGUGUCGAUGCCAUCCGAUCCCAGUACCAGGAGGACCUGAAGUCUAAACAAAUGGGCACUCGCCAGAGAGCUGUAGCACUCUAUUUCAUUGACAAGCUGGCUCUGAGAGCAGGUAAUGAAAAGGAAGAAGGGGAAACAGCUGAUACAGUGGGUUGCUGCUCUCUGCGCGUGGAGCACAUCACUUUACACGACGCACUCGACGGAGAGAAAUGCGUGGUGGAGUUCGACUUCCUGGGUAAAGAUUGCAUCCGCUAUUACAACAAGGUUCCUGUCUCCAAAAGGGUUUUCAAAAACCUCAAGCUUUUCAUGGAAAACAAGCAAGAGGGGGAUGACCUGUUUGAUCGACUGAAUACAAACAUGUUAAAUAAGCAUCUGAGUUCUCUCAUGUCUGGUCUGACUGCCAAGGUUUUUAGGACAUACAACGCCUCCAUCACACUGCAGCAGCAGCUAAAAGAGCUCAGCAAUUCAUCAGAUAACGUGGCUGAGAAGCUGCUCUCCUAUAACCGGGCGAACCGUGCGGUUGCAGUUCUCUGUAACCAUCAGCGGGCACCGCCAAAAUCCUUUGAGCAGUCCAUGGCCAACCUGCAGGCUAAGAUUGAGAGUAGGAAAGAGCAGCUGGAGCUGGCUAAAAAAGAACUGAAACAGGCCAAGAAAGAGGCUAAAGGAAGUUCGGACAGCAAGCUGCUUGUUGUGGUGGAGAAGAAGAAGAAGGCAGUGCAGCGCUGUGAGGAGCAGCUGCUGAAGAUGGAGGUCCAGGCUACAGACCGAGAGGAGAACAAACAGAUUGCCCUGAGCACCUCCAAGCUAAACUACCUGGACCCGCGCAUCAGCGUAGCCUGGUGUAAGAACAUGGAGGUGCCACUGGAUAAAAUCUACAACAAGACCCUAAGAGAUAAAUUUGCCUGGGCCAUUGACAUGACUGAACUAGACUUUGAGUUUUAACCCCAGAUCCUCCUUUAACCCAUUUAUAUUAAACCAUUAUGUCAGGUUCUUUUAUAAGCAAGUUUUAAGAUAAAACUGUUGAGUUGUGCAGCUGACUGUUUAAAAAUGCUGUGGGCACUUUGUGU